AUGGAUGCGGAGGAACAGGGGCGCGCCCUAGCACGGCUUCACGAGCAAAUGCGGCUUGUGACCGACGACAAUGUGCAGUUGCGGGACCGGAGCGAGCGGCUGCGCAGUGCGCUGGGCACCGUGAAGGACAAAAUGGCCCAGCAAGCAGCAGCAAGCAGAGACCUGUCUGCCCGACUAGUGCAAAGCCAGGAGGAGAAACUUAAGAUUUCCAGAGACCUUGUGGAUGUGCGCAUUGAAGCCAACAAAAUGAGAGAAAAGUAUGAAACAGAGAUAUUUGAGCUGACAAACAAGAUGCUGUAUCAAGAGGGUGUGGUCUCAUCUCUGGAGGCAGAGGGAGGGAGACUCGAGGCGGAGGCGGAGUCUGCGUUGGCACGGUUACGGAUUGCUGAGGGCAACGAGCGUGACAUGUCGGAGGAGUACACGGCUCUAAAGAGCAACUUCCUGGCUCUGAGUGAUGCGCUUGAAAGAGAGAUCACACACUCGGAGGAGCUGAGUGACGAGCUACUGACGCUCGCGCGCACACACGACACACUCUUGCGUGAGAGAGAACGUGCAUACAAACACACACUCGAGGUGGAGAGAGUGCGAGCACUCCUCACCAGGGUGGCCCACAGCAGAAGCAGGGUGGCUCCGGAGGAGCUGGUCCGAGUACGAGGUGGCGCCAUCAAACACACAAACGUUCAGCCUGGGGGUCAGAAUGAACUGAGGGAGGAAAUAGAGAAGAUGAGGAAGAGCUAUGAAGAAGUACAACGGCAGUUAGAAGAGAAGAUUGUAGCGAUGGGUAAGGAACAGCUGGAGAAUAGAAGAGCUACACGCAACACUCAACAGGAGCUGGCGCAACAGUCAGCAUCUCUUAUUAUCUCUCAGUACCAGCUGAGUCAGGUGGAGGCUGAAAACUCAAAACUGCAGAAUCACCUGAAGGAGCUCAACCAGGAGUACAGAGCACGACUUGUACGCUACAUACGCGAUAUUACGGAGUGUGUACAGGGUGCGAGUGACAGUAGUGUGCGGCUGAAGGAGUCUGUAGACUCUAUGCUGAAGGAGGUGCGGGAGUCGUACCGCUCCAGAGAGGAGCAGCUCACGACUGCUGUGCGAACCUACCGCAAACGCCUGUACAAGCUCAGCAACACACACCAGAUACUGCUCGCUGCAUACAGAAUGCAGCGGGAACAGAUCCUGUCUCACACUGAGUAUGCUCUGGAGGCGGGGCCACCCGAGGCAGACUUCAGCCCUGGGGGGGAGGAGCUUAAAGGCGAGACAGAGAGGGAACUACAGAAGCUCAGACAGGAUAAAGCUCGACUAGAGACCCAGCUAAAAGUCGCACAGGAACAGGCAGCUGCGCUGUCCCAGCCGUCUCAUAGAGCAGGACUGGCUGAGGAGAUGUGGACUGACAUUAGGAAACAGCUCAGAGAGAUCACCAGCACCACACAGGAGGCUUAUGAGAGGGAGCGUGUGCAGCUCAUCACCAGGGCAACGGUUGCUGAGGAGCAGGUGUCUGAGCUGCAGGAAUAUGUGGACAAUCACCUGGGCAGGUAUAAGUUGGAAGUCACUCGAUUGCAGAGACUGCUGGGAUUGAAGGCAGACAGAUCGCAGAGUGCAGCUCUCCCUAAACUCCGCCCCCUACACAAGUCACUCAAAAAGUCCAGCUAUGAAAUAUAGUUGGUCAAAUAAUCGCUUUAUGUCCGUGAAAACUACUGUUGAACACAUGGUCAAUUUGUAACGUCUAGAUGAUCAUUUAUUUAGUUUGUUUAUUCAGUUAAUUGUAUCACAGACCUGAUCUACAGAAACAUUGUUACACAGUUGGAAGUUACAUACUGAAUUACCUAACCCAUUAAAUAAAAAAAUCAAUUUGUC
Messenger RNA from Electrophorus electricus (electric eel), 1854 nucleotides. RefSeq names its product coiled-coil domain containing 78 (gene ccdc78). The record is from RefSeq and is a predicted model, not a curated record. NCBI's taxonomy places the organism in Eukaryota, Metazoa, Chordata, Actinopteri, Gymnotiformes, Gymnotidae. Gene Ontology annotation, cellular component: cytoplasm.